UUUCUUGACUUUCCAUACACUUUGGCUUUCUAAUCCUUUUACCUUGAAACUUACUUAUAUGGCUCUCCAUUCCACCACAUAACAUCCACAUUUUCUCUCUCUUUUUCUCUCUCUCACACUCUCACAUAUGCACACUCUAUAUUCUUAUACAUCACCAAACUUUUCCUUAAUUUCUCCCACAUCAAACAUCAUUCACUAUGACAGAUCCUAAGUCCAACAUGUUCAAUGAAUGGUUCAACUUCAUGCUCUUCCAACCUCACUACUCUUCCUCUUCCUCUUCUCAACCCUACCACCACCCUCUUGCCAAUUACUCAAACAACAGGUUUGGAAUUCAAUUACAAGGACCCUCAUCUUCAUCUUUAUCUGCAUCUUCAUCUUCAUCUUCAUCUUCAUAUUCAUAUGCAUAUGCAUAUGCAGCAGCUCCUCCUCCUCCUCCUUCUUCCCCUCCUCUAAGAGAGGCACUUCCUCUCAUCAACAAGAUAAGCCUGACAGGUGAGCAGCUCCAACAAAAUGAACCCUCAAAUGUUGUUGUGGAAGAGAGAGAAGAGGAGAAGGUGGAGAACAAUGGAGAAGAUGGUGAUGAAGAAACUGUGACUGUUGCCCUACACAUAGGGCUUCCCAGAAUGGAUACUUGUUCUGAUCUGGGGUCAUCUAGGGUGUCCUCAACUUGUAUGGAAAUGGGUGAAAAAGAGGAAGUGAACAUAAUUUCUGAGCACCCUUUGGAUAGAUUGAACAAGGGUCAGUAUUGGAUUCCCACCCCUUCACAGAUUCUCAUUGGUCCUACACAGUUCCCAUGUCCUGUGUGCUCAAAAACUUUCAACAGAUACAAUAAUCUUCAGAUGCAUAUGUGGGGACAUGGAUCUCAAUACAGAAAGGGGCCUGAUUCUCUGAAAGGAACACAGCCAACAGCUAUGCUGAGGCUUCCAUGCUUUUGUUGUGCAGCAGGUUGCAAGCACAACAUUGACCACCCAAGAGCAAGGCCUCUGAAGGAUUUCAGAACUCUUCAAACACACUACAAGAGAAAGCAUGGCAUAAAACCCUACAUGUGCAGAAAGUGCAGCAAAGCAUUUGCAGUAAAAGGUGAUUGGAGAACACAUGAGAAGAACUGCGGCAAAAUAUGGUAUUGCUUAUGUGGGUCUGAUUUCAAACACAAAAGGUCCCUAAAAGAUCACAUCAAGGCCUUUGGCUAUGGCCAUGGUGCUUUUGGCAUUGAUUGCUUGCAAGAAGAAGAUGAAGCAGCUUCUGAGAUUGAACAUGAUGGAGAACAUUCAAUAUGAAACUCAGAAAAAUAAAAAACAUAUAUAAAAGGGUGAACUGUUAUAUAUCCAGUUUCACAUGCAUGUUUGUAAUAGACUCGACCUAGUGUCUACUUUUCUUCUUUUCAGUUUUGUUUUUCCAUAAUCAUGUGGGUUGCUACCUUCAUUUUAAUUAGCAGUAUGUACUAUUUUAAUUAUGAUC
Molecule: messenger RNA, 1458 nt
Organism: Vigna angularis (adzuki bean)
Lineage: Eukaryota; Viridiplantae; Streptophyta; Magnoliopsida; Fabales; Fabaceae
Product: zinc finger protein WIP2-like
Exons: 2
Coding region: 198-1277 (359 amino acids)
Biological process (GO): anatomical structure development; regulation of gene expression
Cellular component (GO): nucleus
Molecular function (GO): DNA-binding transcription factor activity
Source: RefSeq, a predicted model, not a curated record